Messenger RNA from Aspergillus puulaauensis, 1377 nucleotides. RefSeq lists its product as uncharacterized. The transcript has a single exon. Lineage: Eukaryota; Fungi; Ascomycota; Eurotiomycetes; Eurotiales; Aspergillaceae. Bases 1 to 1377 code for a protein of 458 amino acids. The record is from RefSeq and is a predicted model, not a curated record.
AUGCGUUUAGGUUUGAACAUCCUGGUUGGCGCGAUCGCCAUAUCCACUGCUGCCGCGCAGGACACGAUUGACCGCGACGUCGUGAUCCUCGGCGGCGGCGCAACAGGGACCUACGCGGCCGUGCAACUCCGCGCACAAGGAAAAUCCGUCGCACUGGUCGAACAGAAAAGCCGACUAGGAGGACAUGCAGAGACGCUAUACCUCCCGAACGGGAAACACGUCAACUACGGGGUAGAGGGGUACUUCAACAAUGAGCUCUCGAAGGACUUUUUCUCGCAACUAAACGUCGAAUACGAGGCUCUCCUCCCGGGAUCCUUCGUCUCGCAAUACGUCAACUUCGACACCGGCGAGCGCGUGCUUCCAGGGAGCGAACUCCUCACUACAGUCGUCGCGGCGACCCUCUACCGCGGCGCAAUUGAGCAAUUCGACUACCUCUCCACAGGCGCAUACUACCUCCCCGAUGAAGUCCCCGAGGAGCUUCUCCGUCCUUUCCGCGAAUUCGUCGAGAAACACGCCCUCCAGGGCGCAAUGGACCUGAUUUUCACUUUCGCCGAGAACGUAGGGAAUAUCCUCGACCAGCCUCUCAUCUACGUGAUCCAGAACUUCGGGGUCCCGCAGGUCGACGCCCUCUUGCAGGGCGGAUACAUCACGCCGAAGAACGGGACAGACGAGCUCUUCAACGCCGCGGCAAACUAUAUCGACGAGUCGAAUAAUAUCUUCUACGACAGUGUCGCCUCGCACACGGACCGCUCCGAGGAGGGUGUGCAGGUUACGAUUCGCAACUCCAAGACAGGAUCUACCAAGCUCAUCCGGGCGAAGAAACUGCUGAUUGCGUUCCCGCCUACACUGCCCAAGCUAGAGGGAUUCGACUUGAACAACGAGGAGAAGACGCUAUUCUCGAAAUGGACACAUAAAAAUUACUACGCAGCCGCAAUAACCAACACCGCCAUCCCCGACGGGUUCAACAUCCUCAACACAAACCCAGCGAACCAGCCCGGAAGCCUCCCCACAACCCCCUUCCAAUGGUCCCUCGAAUACUCCGGCGAACCGGGGUACUUCAUGUCCAAGAUCGUCGGCGAGGAUAACCUAACCGAGUCCGCUGCACGGGAGAUGGUAAUCAACGACAUCAAGCGGAUGAGCGAGGCGGGGACAUUUAAGAUUAAGGACGGUCAAGAGCCGGAACUUGCGGCCUUUGCGUCGCAUGCGCCCGAGACCUUGAUGGUGUCGGUUGAUGAUAUUCGGGAUGGGUUUUAUAAGCGGCUUUAUGGGCUGCAGGGGGUGAGGAGUACGUAUUAUACGGGGUAUACGUUCUGCACGGAUUAUUCGACCCCGUUGUGGAAUUAUACGAUGAGUGUGGUUGAUAGUAUGGGACUGUAA